Molecule: messenger RNA, 458 nt
Organism: Mucor mucedo
Lineage: Eukaryota; Fungi; Mucoromycota; Mucoromycetes; Mucorales; Mucoraceae
Exons: 1
Coding region: 17-394 (125 amino acids)
Source: RefSeq, a predicted model, not a curated record
AGUAUCCCAAUUUAACAUGCACGCCUCUAUUGCCUUCUCUGCUGUCCUCGCCUUCAUUGCUACUGCUGUUUCUGCUGCUCCUGCUUCUGUUGCCGCUACUGACUGCAACCCCUCUUACGACAUUGCUAGUUCUACUCCUUGUUUCACUGCCUGUAACGUUGUUGCUGGUCAAGAAUGGGUUCCCGGAUGGACCAUGGACUCCACCUCUGCUUUGUUCAUUCCCUCUCUCACUCUCAUGUGUACCAAGACUGCUCCUGAAUACCGCUCUUUCAUGACCAAGGCUGGUACCUGUAUGGCUCAAUGUACUGCUGAUGAUCCCGAGUUAUUCAACACUGAAUUUGCUGGUGCCUGUGCUUGGUGGUCUACCCACAAGAACGAUACCUGUAGCGCUUAAAGACCUUCAUAGAAAAGCCUUGUAAUGAUAAUCCAUUACUUUAAAUUAUUUAUUUAUUUAUUAC